Caenorhabditis angaria is the source of this 1134-nucleotide messenger RNA. Lineage: Eukaryota; Metazoa; Nematoda; Chromadorea; Rhabditida; Rhabditidae. The record is from the annotation of a GenBank genome assembly.
AUGACAACAGUUGAGCCGAUGGAAACUGAAAAAGCGCCGGAAGUUCCGAUUUCUCAACUUGUUGGACAACUUUCGACACUUUUACGAGAGGCAAAAGAAGAUGUAAGAAAGAAUUCCCUGGAGAAACUCAAAAAAUAACAUAUGUUUUUUGUUUUAGGAAGCAAAACGACUUUUAAAUCGAAAUCCGCAACUUGUGCAAGCCGUUGACGACUCGGGAAGAUCUACUGUACAUUUUGCGGCGGUUGGAGGCAGUUUGCCCAUUUUGCAGUUUGCAAUUCUGAACGAUCCGGAAAAUGCGACAAAAAGAGAUGAGGUGAGUGUUGCUAGAAAAUUUGAAAUCCAAAAUUUUGUUGGGUUUCCCUGCAAAAAUGUUCUGAUCUGUGAUUUUAUGAUUAACAUGAAAUAUUUUGAGGUUGGCUGGACUCCGUUGAUGAUUGCCUGUUCCGCUGGUCGCACUGAAAUCGUUCGAUAUCUUCUUUCACUUCCAUCCGUUGAUCCGAAGUUACCCAACAAAAAUGGUCAGACAAGUUUGCACUAUGCAGCCAGCAAAAAUCAUAUUGAGGUAUAAAAACUUCUGAAAACUCUCAAUUUUAUUCAUAUUUUUUUAUUUUUUAGAUCGUUAAAUUGUUGGUCGAAUCCGAUCCAAUAAUAAUCAAUUUGGCUGAUAAAUAUGGAGCGACUGCUCUUCAUCGAGCCGCCAGUCAAGGACACGAAAUUGUUGUGCGAUUUUUGUUAAAUAAUCCGAGAACUCGAGUAAAUCAAAGGGAUUCGGAAGGAAAUACUGCAUUGUGAGUUUUAUUAUUCUAAAAAUAAAACACAAUUUUUUAUUUCAUGCCUAUCAGUUUAGCUAUUCCUAACGAAAUCAACAUCAAAAAAACUUUGAAAAUUAGUUCAUAUUUACAAUUUUGGGCCUUUGGUUUCGGGUUCUGAAUAUGCUAACUAAAUAUAUAAUUUUGUUGCAAUUUCAGACAUCUUGCUUGCGAUGAAAAUCGCGACGAUAUUGCAAUUAUGUUGACACAAAAAGGAGCUGAUAUUGAGUUGAAAAAUAAAGAGGAACAAACACCGCUGAAUAUGGUUAAAACUUCGGAUCUGCGAUUGAAGUUGAAAAAUGCGGCAGAGCGAGCCAGAAAUUAA